AUGCGCAGGGUGCUCUUCCUUGGAUGCACGAGUAUCGACGAGCACAGCUUUUCAACACCACUUAUUGUUGUUUCUUCGCCGCAGAAGCAACUCCAUGGGGAAGAAGGUGAUCACGAUCUUGGCGGAAGCGCAAAGUGGAGGGGGGACGGAAAGAGCUCCUUCCAGGAGGUGGCAGAUCAUGGGCCGAUUGCUCGCCGAGAUUCCCUCCGUCGUUCGAGCCAGGCCGAGUCGCAAGCAGGAUACCGAGGCCGACAACGUGAAGAACAGUGUGCGGUGGCAAUCCAACGGAACGUGCGGGGGACCAGCGGACGAAAGAGGUUCUUGACGCUACAGGCGGCCAGGGAAGAACUUGAGCGCUCCCUGCAAGCGUUGGCGUCCGCCGCCGCGUUAGCUCUGGCGCACCGGCAACAUCAGCAGGACCAGCAGCCGAACGACGGCAGGGGGGCGGAGGUCGACAGCGAGGGCAAAGCGAAGAACGUCUCCAUAGCCGCCGAGCGACUGCUGGAGACCAGCCGAGAAGACGGCCUCGCGAAGCCACCGUUCAAGAUCCUCCGAGCCAUAUACUGUAGCCUCAGCGAAGCUACCCUUGCCGUAGCGUGCUUGUCGGCGGCAGAGGAGGGGGAAGUCGGCAGGGUGGUGGGAGGAAGCAGGAACGCCAGAAUCAGCGGCCUACCUUGCGCGGCUACCAUGGCAGAGUCUUGCGACGCGGCCAAAGAGGCACUGGACGCCAUCCGGGAGGCUGUUGGGGCGGGCACGACGGUGAUAGGGGAGAUGGCGCAUACAACCGUACAUGCCACCGCGUCGUCUCCGAAUGCCCCUCGAGAUCAUCAACACUCCCCAGCAGGCAGCGGUAGGGCGGCCGCGAUUGCAAUGACGUCUGCUCGGGGAGGGCUGCUUGUUUCCGCUGACGAACCGCCUACGACCCAUGGGGAAUCACUCGCAGGGCAGGAGCACAGAGAGGGCAACGACGCACGAAAUCGGGGGGAAUCGGUCGACCCAGGCGAUAAGAGGCCUGCCCAGCCUGUUCCAUUGCGAUCACUGGACGUCGAGCGCGUCGCGAAGUUGCUGCGCUUACAUGGCUUCGAAGAGUACGCCCCCGGGUUUGUCGCCCAGGCCGUUGAUGGGGUCAUGCUGAGCGACCCUAACCUGUGCCAAGAUGAUUUAACCGAGCUGGGGCUGGGUGGAGGGGCAGCAGAAAGAGCCCAAGAUAGCAGGGCUCGCAUGGUGUCGUUUUUCCGACAAUGCCAACGACACGGGGUUGUUUUCCCGGUUGCUGGAGGCUCGUCACCGUCUUUUGGAGGGAAGAUAGAGCCACGAACGGAUUCCGUACACAACGGCGACUCGACCUCCGACGAUCGGCGACGGAACGAAUCGGCUACCCUGCGGAAAAAGGAGAUGGGGGGACUGGAGGGGAGCGUGCCUGGUGAAAGCAAAACGGAUCGAACAGAGUCAACGCAAGAUUCGCCCUGGCGGCGUGGUUCAGUGCUUGUCGACCGUGAGAACCAGCGCGUGAUUGCCCAAAUAAGCUUAGACUCGGGCGGCACUGGUAGAGGGGACGCAACCGCCUUCACGGGAACCGAGGGCGGCCGGCGGAUGUCCGUGAAGCUCAACCAGGGGGUGGUGAUAACUGCGGGCGGCCGAGAGGCUGGGAGUGUGGAGAAUAUGAACGAGUUGCCGGCUAUCAACGCCGAAGAAGGGGAACUAGCAGCAUCACCAGACGCAGCAGCAGAGGCGGCAGCAGCAGGGAAGGGGCAGGGGGGGGGGGGGGG
This is a messenger RNA of Ectocarpus sp. CCAP 1310/34, 1769 nucleotides long. NCBI's taxonomy places the organism in Eukaryota, Phaeophyceae, Ectocarpales, Ectocarpaceae. The record is from the annotation of a GenBank genome assembly.